Molecule: messenger RNA, 2023 nt
Organism: Dothidotthia symphoricarpi CBS 119687
Lineage: Eukaryota; Fungi; Ascomycota; Dothideomycetes; Pleosporales; Dothidotthiaceae
Product: TPT-domain-containing protein
Exons: 2
Coding region: 244-1878 (544 amino acids)
Biological process (GO): phosphoenolpyruvate transmembrane import into Golgi lumen
Cellular component (GO): endoplasmic reticulum; Golgi apparatus
Molecular function (GO): phosphoenolpyruvate transmembrane transporter activity; antiporter activity
Source: RefSeq, a predicted model, not a curated record
CGCGCAGUCAACCACGGAUCUGCUUCGCAAUUCAAUUCAGCACCUCCUUCCAAUCAACCUGCCGCAAUUUGACGAACCUUCACACAGACGCCAUUUUUUUGUGCGGUCAAAACUCGUUACACGUCCAAGCACGGCAGAGAUACAAAACAUCGCUCAGUCCAGUCCAACGGCGCAUCGCGCAAUAUCUCAUGGCUUAGACAUCGAAUAUCCACACGACUCCUCGACUCCUACACUGCAGUCGCCAUGCCCGCGUCGGUGCGCGACCCGAGUCCGCAAAACACCUUCAAAUUCCCUGCCUUCCAGCCAGAAUUGCUCCCUACGCCUGAAGACUACCCUUACGGUCUCAGUUCGUCGCGAACACCGAGUCCCGGUCAGCCAACGCAAGCAAAUGGCAGCGUCACACACGCAGAGAGGUGGCAGCCUCGGAAAGAGGUAAGAGCAGGGUUUGCAAAUGGCUUAGGAUUAAGUGCUGCGGCAAGGCACGGGCGACAGAAGAGCUUGACAGAGGCGUUCAGGACAAUACGGACACGCAACGGGAGUGUCAGCCAGAAUGCGCAUGAGAUCGCAGACGCGCUCAAGGCGCCGCUCUCCCCCAAACUCGUCAUGCUCUGCGGCGUCUGGUAUUUGACAUCCAUCUUCACCAACAUGUCUUCGAAGGCCAUCCUCACCGCGCUUCCGAAGCCAAUCACGCUCACAACCGUACAAUUCGCAUUCGUGUCAGGCUGGUGUAUCGUGCUUGCAACGCUUGCUAGGAAAUACCCGCGCCUGAAACAGACGAUGCCAUUCUUGAAAAACGGGAUUAGGCGGCCAACUAAGGAGCUGAUCAUGACUACGCUACCUCUCACACUCUUCCAGAUUGGAGGUCACAUAUUGAGCGCUGAUGCUACGUCAAGAAUACCAGUGUCUCUGGUGCAUACGAUCAAGGGGCUGUCUCCGCUUCUUACCGUCCUGGCGUAUAGCAUCUUCUUCAAAAUUCGGUACGCAAUGCCCACGUACCUCUCUCUGAUACCCCUCACGUUGGGUGUGGUUUUGGCAUGCUCGGCAGACUUCAACGCCAACUUCAUUGGCCUUUUCUCUGCCUUUGCCAGCGCAAUUCUCUUCGUAGUGCAGAAUAUCGUCUCCAAGCAGAUUUUCAACGACGCCGCAACCGCGGAGAGGGACGGAAUUCCGCUAAACCGGUUCACAAAACCAGACAAGUUGAACUUGCUCUGUUACUCUUCCGGCCUAGCUUUUCUCUUCACAAUCCCGCUCUGGCUCUGGUCUGAAGGGUUCACACUUCUGGGUGAUUUCCUGCAUGACGCUUCGAUCGAGUUGUCAGAUCAUCCUGGAGCUUUUGACCACGGGCGCCUCUUUCUUGAGUUUCUGUUCAAUGGUACAUUUCACUUUGGACAAAACAUUGUAGCAUUCCUCCUACUGUCAAUGGUUUCUCCCGUCACAUACUCGGUCGCCAGUCUUAUCAAGCGCGUCUUCGUCAUCGUCUUCGCAAUCAUUUGGUUCAAGAAGCCCAUGACGAGCGUGCAAGCGUUCGGUUUCGUGCUCACAUUUGCUGGCCUGUACUUGUACGACCGGACGUCUGAUGCUGCCAAAGCGGAUAAGCGAGCAAAAGCACUACAGUCAAAGUCUCAAGGUACUCUGCUACCAUUGGUAACCGACGUUAAUGCACGACCUACAUUUUCUACAAGCCCUGCCACCAUAUCUGGCGGGACAGGUGGAUAUCCAUUGGCGGGCAUUCCGGAGGCGAGAGACGCAAAGAAAGAUGACGACGCUGGUUAUGGGCGGCCUGGAACAGGUCCUAGCUAUUUGCCACCAGGCACGAAGCAAGAGGAUACGUGGCGGCCACACGAGAUGAACGGCAGGAGAGGUAUAGGCGUGUUAUGAAGUACUCGAAUAAAUGGUCUUUUCUCACUAUAUAAAGUAUAUUUAUAGACGUCUAAGUAGUUGACGAUCUGAUGUUAGAACAUGAUCUGCAUGCAAGCGUAUCCAAAUUCAAGGAUAGAUAGUCAAAGCAUAUGCAAGACACGUG